Messenger RNA from Rhineura floridana, 3302 nucleotides. It is a transcript of the gene DMRTB1, whose product is annotated as DMRT like family B with proline rich C-terminal 1. Gene Ontology annotation, cellular component: nucleus. NCBI's taxonomy places the organism in Eukaryota, Metazoa, Chordata, Lepidosauria, Squamata, Rhineuridae. The coding region runs from base 303 to 1208 and encodes 301 amino acids. The record is from RefSeq and is a predicted model, not a curated record. The transcript is spliced from 4 exons. Gene Ontology annotation, molecular function: DNA-binding transcription factor activity, RNA polymerase II-specific; RNA polymerase II cis-regulatory region sequence-specific DNA binding. Gene Ontology annotation, biological process: sex differentiation; germ cell development; regulation of transcription by RNA polymerase II.
UUUCAGUGACCACAUAGUUUUAGAAUGCAAUCCAAAACAAAAAAGCAAAAAGGCAACUGAAGAGCACUCUCUUGAAGUUAUCUACAGGAAUUCUUCUGAAGUUGUGUUGAAUUCUGGAGGUUAGCAGGGAGUACCAACCCAGUCCUUUUUUUUUUUCUUGAAGCAGAAUUUCUCCCUUUCUCCAUGGUAGGCCCCAGGCUUACUUGCUAUGUUGUAGCCUUUUUUUGCAGGCCAUAACAGCAGAUUUAGACCCUGGUUUAGUACUUUCAGCUUUGGUGUGGGACUAUAGACAGUUGCCUGCCAUGGAGGCCCAAGACAUAGCUCAAUCUCUCAGGGCCCCUAAAUGCUCACGCUGCCGGAACCAUGGCUUUGUGGUGCCGGUGAAGGGCCAUGCAGGCCACUGCCGCUGGAAGCAGUGCCCGUGUGAGAAAUGUGCUCUCAUUACUGAACGCCAGAAGAUCAUGGCUGCACAGAAGGCCUUGAAGAGACAGGGACCAGACUCCCCACCCGGGGAAAUAAUGCCACCUACUCAGUGCAGCCCCAGUGAUGAACAAGUGGCAACCACAUCUGGCAGUAGAAAGGGCUCAAGACUGAAUACUUCAGUUCCCCACCCUCAGGGGUCUGUUGUGCAUGAAGGAGCCAAGGUGUCUUCAGCAAUUAACCACUGUGCCAGAACAGGGACCAGCCGGACACCACCCAAACCCAGCUCUCCCACCUUCAUAGAUUUAGACCAUCCUACUUUGCCUCAAGAAUGUGCUGCUGUGUGCCCGGAAUUUGUGGAGAGAGAGCCUCCCAAAGUGUAUCCUGGGUACUCUGGGAUGUACCCUUAUCCAUUUUCUGUGGGAUUCACUAUCAACCAACCAGGCUACAGAGCCCCUUCACCUGCCUCCAUUUUACCCCUGCAAACAGGUUUCAGGCACUUUCCUAGCAGUCAUGGGCCAGGGAGUGUUGCUUCUAUGCCGAUGCAAGAUGCAGGUGGAGAUUUUCGGCCAGGUUACUACACUCCAUUAACACCUUUUAUACCCCGGGGCUUUCUGCCAGGGAUUCACUACAUUCCGCCACCUCUCCCAUUGAAUGUUGUGACUGAAGCUACAAAGGAAACAUCUGCUGCCACUGCAGAUAGCCAAGAUUCUGGAGUGGCAUGUGAACACAGCCAGCCAUCUUCUCAAGUUAUCACUGAAGAAUGUUCUUCAUAUUUUAAGCAUUAAAUGUACUAAGAGUCCAUGCUGAAAUGCUGUGCCUUGCUGAAAAGCAUUGUUUUGUUUUGGGCUAGACUGCUAUUAGUCAUAUAGGUCAGUAUUCAAGUUGUUAUGUUCACAACUGUUGGUAUUUCAUGUCCCAUCCACACAGUAAUUUCUUCUAUUCAGUGCUUUAGUGCCAAACUGGAAAUUUAGAAACUUUCACUGUCACCUUCUGAUACACAGAUGGACAGGAGAAUAGUGCAGGCUCAACUCGGGAUUCAUGAAAAUCGUGGGAGAUCAAAUGUGCUCAAUAAGUACAUCUGAUCCCCAAAUAAAGUUUUUUUCUUGUCAUACCUUAACACUGCCUCCCAGCCUGUGACUUUGAAAGCAAAUAUUCUAGACUUUCUAGCUUUUGUUACCUGCUUCUGUUUUGUGCCUUUAACAGCAGUCUGCUAUAUAGAUAUUAGCAGGUGAUAAUGCUUUUCUCCAUCGCUUGAAAACCUUCACUGGUUGAUUCUUCUGUAUUAAGCUAGUGUUAAAACUGCAAAAACAGGCUAAUUCUUUUUCUGAUAAGUUGGCAAUCCUAACCAAGUCUGGUGUUAGAGCAAUGUAUUUCUUUCCAAGGUCAGAGGACCUGUGGACAGAAGGGCCAGAGACGUUUUAUGCUCCAAUGGGCAUCAGGGCUGCAUUACACACAUUUGUGGUAAAUUGCAGGAAGAAAUUAACAAGAGGAAAUUAUAGGGAAAUUUUCACCUAUUGAAUUUGCCUUUCAUACAACUGAUAAUGAUACAGAAUCUGACUGUUGUGGUUCAUCAGUUGAGAUCAAUUUGAGAUAGAAAGUUAACAAUUAUCACUAGCUAUGAUUAAGUCUAGUCCCUUGUGUUCAGUGUUUGAAUGUGUGUUAUUUCUGGAUGUUUUUCCUAAAAAGAAAAAAGAAAAAGCUGGAUUUAAAUGUCAACAAUUAAAUGUAUAGACUCUGGGCUGAGCUCCAUAUUUCCUGCAAAUGCUCCUCCCUCUGCCCUGAAAAAAACAGCUUUAGCAGGAUCCAUUUGAGUAAAUAAGCAGGAAGUGUGGAAGGGUUUUUAACCUCUUUAACCUCCCAUUUUUUCUGCUUGAAAUGCUCCCUCAAGCUGCUUUGUCCUCCCCCACUGGCAACCAUGUUUGCCUGCAUUUGGAACCCCAUAUUGAAGGGGGAGACUGCUUGAGGAUGGUGAUAUGGACCAGGAAAAAUGGCCAAUUGGGAAAUGGCUAAUUUUCUACUUGCUGCUUCUCCACUGUAAAUGGGUUCUUCUCAAAUCUGUUUUUAUUUGGAAAAGCUAACCUUGGGCUUGAAUUAUAUGUAUUUAUAUAUAAUGUGCAGUUUGUUGCUAAAUUAACCAAUGAACAGGUGAGGGAAAGAGAUCCUUUGUUUGUAUAAUAGGAAAUAGAUAUAUAUUAGGUGACCUCAAGCGCUACCUGCUGAAAUUCCUUCUAUAUAGUUAUUAAAGAUAAAGGAGCCCUGUCCUCUAUACCAUCUGCUAAUUCACCUGAAGCGGUGUACAACUUGAGAGUACAAUGGUACAUUGUUAUGUCUGUUCAGUAGACCCCCAAGUGCAUCUUUUCUACAAACGGUUAAUGUGUCUACUCACUAGUCCCAUCAGUCCAGCCCCCAGCAUACUCUAGAGGUCAUGCCCAGUCUCCCUAGGCUACAUGCUGUUCCCCAUCGCUGAUAUUGAAAAUGACUUCAGAAGGUGAGAUGGGAUUGCUAGGGGGUGGGGCAGACCUGGCGAAGCAAGAAGAGUUGGGUCUCUUUCUGAACUGCCAGCUCACUUAGUUUCCUCACUGUGCACUGAGAAAAAAAAGAGAAGUUGUUUAUGUAAUUGCUUGAUGUUACUUAGCCAAAACCAGAGGCAACAACUAAGGAAGAGCAAGAAAAACAUCUGCACUAAUAACUUGAUUGCUCUCUAAUUACUCAGUCUUUACUUUGGAAAAAAGUAGCAUCCCUGCAAGGAAAGGCAUGGUUCUUACCUGAUAAAGUCUAACUUUAUAAUAAAUCAGGUGCAAUAUUUGGACGAGGAUGAACAACAGCAUUCCACUUUAAUUACUGUUUUCUGUUAUAAAAAAAACGAGUUACUAAUGUCA